Molecule: messenger RNA, 1222 nt
Organism: Zonotrichia leucophrys gambelii
Lineage: Eukaryota; Metazoa; Chordata; Aves; Passeriformes; Passerellidae
Gene: PEA15
Product: proliferation and apoptosis adaptor protein 15
Exons: 4
Coding region: 93-485 (130 amino acids)
Biological process (GO): regulation of apoptotic process; MAPK cascade
Molecular function (GO): protein binding
Source: RefSeq, a predicted model, not a curated record
CCGUUAAGCCCCGCCCACCCCCUCUCCCAGCGGCGGCACCGAGAGCCCGAGCGGCGGCACCGGCACCGGCACCGGCAGCGACCGCGGCCGCCAUGGCCGAGUACCGCAGUCUGCUGGAGGAGCUGGCCCAGAACAUCACGGCUGAGGACCUGGAGCAGCUCAAGUCUGCGUGUCGCGAGGACAUCCCCAGCGGGGAGGGUGACGCCAUCGCCACCGGCCACCACUGGUUCGCCUUCCUGGAGCGCCACAGCAAGCUGGACCGAGACAACCUGUCCUACAUCGAGCACAUCUUCGAGAUCUCGCGCCGGCCGGACCUGCUGACCAAGGUGGUGCAGUACCGCACGCAGGUGCUCAAGAUCUCCGAGGAGGACGAGGUGGACACCAAGCUCACCCGCAUCCCCAGCGCCAAGAAGUACAAGGACAUCAUCCGGCAGCCCUCGGAGGAGGAGAUCAUCAAACUGGCCCCCCCCCCGAAAAAGGCCUGAGCGGCUCCAGGACCCCCCCCCGCCCCCCCCCCAGAGCCCCCUCCCCACUCUGCACCCCUGGGGGGGGGGAGGGGCUGAACCCCCCCCCACCCCUCUCAAAAUGGGGGAGGGGGGGAAUUGGGGUGGGGGGGGGUGAAAUUCCCAUGGGACCCCCACCCCAAAAAAGGCCUCGAUUUGAGGGGGGGGGAAGGAGGGAUGGGGACCCCCCCUCAUUGUGGGUAAGUUGAGGGGGGGGCAUAAAAAUGGGACCACCCCCCCAAAAAAUUCCAAUUUAGGGGGGUUAAAAUUAUUGGGACCCCCCCCCAUUGGGGUCACAGGGAACCCCCAACCCAAUUUAGGGGGGUUAAAAUUAUUGGGACCCCCCCACAUUAAAUUUUGGGGUCACAGGGACCACCCAAUGCCAAUUUAGGGGGUUAAAAUUAUUGGGACCCCCCCCAUUGGGGUCACAGGGAACCCCCAACCCAAUUUAGGGGGGUUAAAAUUAUUGGGACCCCCCCCAAUUAAAUUUUGGGGUCACAGGGACCACCCAAUCCCAAUUGGGGGGGUUAAAAUUAUUAGGACCCCCCCCCAAUUAAAUUUUGGGGUCACAGGGACAACCCAAUGCAAUUUGGGGGGGUUAAAAUUAUUGGGACCCCCCCCAAUUAAAUUUUGGGGUCACAGGGACCACCCAAUCCCAAUUGGGGGGGUUAAAAUUAUUAGGACCCCCCCCAAUUAAAUUUUGGGGUCACAGGGACAAC